CCCCUCCCCUCCCUCCCGGCAGCCCCAGCCCUGGCGAGCCGCCUCCAGCAGGGGCUCCGGAGAGCAGGUCGGCGGCCUGGGCAGGGCAGCCGAAGCCAUGGAAGCCUCCGCAGGUUGCUGAUCAGGGCCAGACAGCUGCAGCCGCGACUGCAGAGGCGCUGCGCCAAGCGGGACCGGAACGGUGAGAGCCGGCGGGCUGCGGAGCGCCAGUGGACUCAGACAGGAAGCCCCAAGCCACACGCCAACGGGCGCUCUGGGAAGGUGACGUCGAGACUAGCCCAGCCUAAUUUGGGGAUCCUGGUCCUGCUCCACCGAGGAGGGAGGAUUGCAGCCCCCACCGAGGAGGGAGGAUUGUCCAGCGCAGGGUGGGGUCCGAGUCAGGGAUCGGGGGGCCUGGCUUAUAGCGUAGAGGACUUGGUGCUGCGCUGGGGGUCAGGAGGCCCUGCCCCGAUGCCCGUGUGACCUUGGGCAAGGCCUUCGAGCUCUGUCUCCACGUUCAAUCAUCUGGAGAACCCGGGGUUGGAUCUAUGAUUCCUGGCUGCCCCUGAAGCCCUGACGAUCGAGAUUUUAAGUCGGGGGGCAGGAGUGCGCUAACUUCGUUGGUGGAGACAGCUGUGGCUAGCGCCUGGCCUACGGGCCCUUGCUCGGUCCUGGGGUGUCCUGCUGAAGGGUAAGAGGAGGAGCCAUGCCAGGCAGCGGCCCUAACGAGAGGAUGACAUGGCCUGGUCCGGGCCUCCCCGCGGCACCCCCAACGCGCCCUCUCUCCUCAGCCCCGGGGACACCACCCAUCCCGCCCUUCACCCGGACCCGCAGCCUCAUGGCCAUGUCUCUGCCGGGCAGUAGACGGGCCUCUGCUGGAUCCCGCAGGCGCACCUCUCCCCCCGUGAGCGUGCGGGACGCCUACGGCACCUCCUCUCUCAGCAGCAGCAGCAACUCGGGCUCCUGCAAGGGCAGCGACAGCAGCCCCACGCCCAGGCGCUCCAUGAAGUACACGCUCUGCAGCGACAACCACGGCGUCAAGCCCCCCACCCCGGAGCAGUACCUGACCCCCCUGCAGCAGAAGGAGGUGUGCAUCCGGCACCUGAAGGCCCGGCUGAAGGACACCCAGGACCGGCUGCAGGACCGGGACACCGAGAUCGAUGACCUGAAGACGCAGCUGUCGCGCAUGCAGGAGGACUGGAUCGAGGAGGAGUGCCACCGCGUGGAGGCCCAGCUGGCCCUGAAGGAGGCUCGCAAGGAGAUCAAGCAGCUCAAGCAGGUCAUCGACACAGUCAAGAACAACCUGAUUGAUAAGGACAAGGGGCUGCAGAAGUACUUCGUGGACAUCAACAUCCAGAACAAGAAGCUGGAGACGCUGCUACACAGCAUGGAAGUGGCCCAGAACGGCAUGGCCAAGGAGGAUGGUGCCGGGGAGUCGGCCGGCGGGUCCCCUGCCCGCUCCCUCACCCGCAGCUCCACCUACACCAAGCUGAGUGACCCCGCCGUCUGCGGCGACCGCCCCCCCAGCGACCACCUGGGGGCCUCUGCUGAGGACGGGGCUGACAGUGGCUUCGCGGGGCUGACCGAGGACACGCUGAGCCGGACGGACGCGCUGGAGGCCAGCAGCCUGCUGUCGUCGGGGGUGGACUGCGGCCCGGAGGAGGGCUCGCUGCACAGCAGCUUCGGCCUGGGUCCCCGCUUCCCCGCCAGCAACACCUACGAGAAGCUGCUGUGCGGCCUGGAGGCCGGGGUGCAGGCCAGCUGCAUGCAGGAGCGCGCCAUCCAGACGGACUUCGCGCACUACCAGCCGGACCUGGACGCCAUCCUGGAGAAAGUGACCCAGGCCCAGGUCUGCGGGGCAGUCCCUGAAUUGGGGGUCGGGGGCCCAGAGCUGGAGCCCCACCCCCUGGGGCCCAAAGACCCCAACUCCGCCGUGGUGGUGACGGUGGGUGACGAGCUGGAGGCCCCAGAGCCCAUCACCCGAGGGCCGAGCGCGCACCGGCCGGGGGCCAGCCCCGGCCCCGGCCCCGGCCCGUCGGUGAGCGUGGCGUGCCCGGUGGAAGAGGAGGCGGCGGCGGCCGCCGAGAAGGAGCCCAAGAGCUACUGGAGCCGCCACUACAUCGUGGAUCUGCUGGCCGUGGUGGUGCCGGCCGUGCCCACGGUGGCCUGGCUCUGCCGCUCGCAGCGGCGCCAGGGCCAGCCGGUUUACAACAUCAGCUCGCUGCUGCGGGGCUGCUGCACUGUGGCCCUGCACUCCAUCCGCAGGGUCAGCUGCCGCUCGCUGAGCCCGCACGGCCCGGGCGCCCCGGCCCGCAGCUCCCAGCUGUGAGCGCCGCCUGACCACGGACGGUGGGGCUGCCGCUCUCCCUCCCGCUCGUGCCCCGGGGGCCUCGUCUUACUUCCGUUUGGGGUUUGGGAGUGGCUCGUUCGGGACGUGAACAGUGUCGGGGGGCUGGCAGUCGGGGUUGGGGGAAGGCACCCUCAAACUGUGACAGAGGACAAGGGAAGAGAGACCAAAGGCAGGGAGGCACGCCGAAGGGACGCACUGCAGAGAGGGGAGGUGGGCAGGUGCCCCCACCCGGCCCUGUCCACCUGGACCUCCGCACGGGGCUGCCCGCCCACCCCCUCCUCCCUCCCCGAAGUGUCCGGUGUGUCGAUGUGGGGAGGCGGGGCCUGAGGUGCCCACGGGAGCCCCCCGCCCCCACCCCCGUGUCCCGCGCCCACGCCCCUCCAGCCGCCCCUGCCCUCAGUCCAGCCUUCUGGGCCAGUAUUAGCUCCUCGCCCAGAGCACAGGCCACCGGCCCAGGACUCGGAGCGGGGUCUGCAACCCCCGGGCUCCGGCUGCAGUUCCAGCGUCUUCCGGCCGCUCCCCGCUCUGGGAUUCGGAAGCCUCGUCCGGCCAUAGGCACGGGCCGGAGGAAAGACGGGGCGAUGUUGGGCACGAGGCGGCAGAGCGCAGCGUGGCUCUUGUGUCUGUUCGUCCUGGACCUUCCUCAGGCUCCGCUUCCCUGUCGCCGCGUCUGGCUGUGUCAGAUCGUUCUUCCCGUGAGAGCUGAGCCGGACAGGCUGGUGCUGGGGCUGGAGCGUCUGCGGGCCCCAGAGGAGGAGGCAGGGGGCUGGCAGCCCAGGGGGCCUCCUCCAGCCCUUCUGAGACAAGGUCCUGCAGUCCGGGAGGCGGGGCUGGACUCGGCAAUCCUCAGCUGCUUUGAGAAGCCCGACGACUGCCCCUGGAGCUCACCCCAAGUUUCUCUGGGGGGCCUCGGGCCCAACUUCUGCUUUGCACUAUGUUCACUUUGGGGCUUGGCUCUCAUGCACCCCAGCAUCUCCACUGAGGGGCUGCUUGCAUUCUAGGGUGAGGGCUCCUAGACUUAGACCUGCCUGCCUCUGGAGGGACUCCCAGCAGGACGGAUGGCACGAUGGGAUGCUGAAGCCAUGAUGUUCGUCCCGGCCAAAGCAGGGUGCCCCGGGUUGUCUCUCAGGCAGGGACGGGGCAGGGCAGGUGGGAGCCCUGCGGCCUCCCUGCUCACAGCCUGAGGCCAUGUGGCCUGGGAGCUUCACUGUCCCCCCUCCUUCCCUGGGACCCCAUGUGGUCCCCCAGCAAAGCUGCUGACAUUUUACCACCACUAUUAUUUGACAGAGUAAAUGCAUUCCUUCUCCCUUGUGGGGCUUACACCCAUCUGGUGGCCCCUCCCACUCUUCAGAGGUCAGGCCCCACAUCUGGGGUGGGUUGGUGGGACCCCGGGUCUCACUUAUCCCUCUGGCCCCGGGGCCACUCUGGUUCUCUGCCCAGGUUGCUCGCCCACCCCCGCUGCUCCGACAGCCGCUGCCUGACUUAGGGGGCCCGCCUUUCCUCUCUGCGCCCUCCACUCAAGGCGGGGGGGCACCUGCAUGCACUGGGAGUGGGCAGCCAGCUCAGCCAUGGGGGCGACAGCCCCCUCUGCCACACGCUUUGUGCGUCCAAGGCUCCCCCCACCGGUUGGGGCCUCAGACAGACCAGCCAUCCUUAGUGGAGCUCCCCCACCCCAGCCAAACCAGACCCGAACUCCUGGGGCCUGGCUGGGGCUGCCCCACAGACGCUGGGGUCGGGACACGGGGGGGCGGUGGACAAACCCAAUCCAAAGCCAGCCGGGCCUGGCCGUGGACCCAGCCUCCUGUGCCGUGUACUCGCGAAGCUGCCUAGUGUCUCCUUAGAAGUAGCCCAAGCUUUGCCGAGAAAAUAAAUGUAUGACUCCAUUUGACAACAUGAAAUCUAUGUAUUUUUCACACUGGAAUUCAGUCGAGCCGCGCAGCCCCUCUGCUCCUGCCUGUGUCUUGCUAUCUGUGGCCUUCCCGUCGUGUCUUGUGUUUCGGUGGACGUGGUCGGCGCCGCAGCCGCUCCGUCCCGCCGGAGGACGCCCCGCUGAAGGGCCGCGCCUGAGGUGAGUGGGGCCGCCGCUCUGGGUUGCGGGGCCCUCGCCCACAGCGUCGAGGGUCUUCUCUCGGAGCCUGCAACGGGCUUGUCCUCCUCGGGUCAGUGGAGGCGGUGGCUCUGCGCCAGGUCCCGGGACGGACCCUGCGAGCACGCGGGCCGGUGGCCCGGGCCCUGGUGCGCACGCGCGCGCGUGCUCAGUAGCCGCAUCUCUGCAAGGGGGGCAGCGCCGCGCGCGCAGCUCCGAGCACCGGGCACCGCGGCCUGCUGGCUCCCGGCCCUGGCGCCGCGGGCCACGGAGUGUGGGGCAGGAGGGCAAGGCCAGGGCCGGGGGCCGCCCGCGCAGUGCUCUUCCUCCAAAGCUCCCCCUUUACUUUCUUGCUUAAUACCUCCUCCUGCUGGGCCAUGGGCUUGCCCUCCUGCCCUCGGCUCCUGGCGCAGAAAUCCUCGGGGGACCUCCCCUGCCCCCUGGCCUCCGGCUGGCGCUGAUUCAAUCCUAAAGGACAUUUCCCCAGGAACCACCUACUGAACCGCUGGUCCCUUGGAGCCCAGCGGCCAGAAGUGGCUUCUGCUUAGUUGGAGGGCCUGGGUCUGGGCCUCUCUGCUGCUCCUGCUCCGGGCUCAGGCAGGAAUCAGAGCCGGGGCUGCGACUCUGCACCGAGAGCUGGCCUCCAGCGGAGUUUAUUCUGCGCAUCUCCCAAGGGGAUAGCUUAGCUUUUCACUGAACAGCCUUCCCAGGCAUCGCUAGCACCAGGCUGUCAGACAGUGAGCGCUUGGGGAGGGGCAGGCAUCCACGAAGUUCUGGGACAAGGGUCUACCGAGGGCCUGAGCCCAGGGAACUCAGGACCUCCUUCUCUGACCUAGGGGGCCAGUACCAAGAAGUCACAGCAUACUCUCUCAUUGGGCCAUCCCCUCGACGGAGAAUUCAGGGGAUACAGGAAGAUGGAAGGUGGGGAGGGUCUUCAUUUUGUCUCCUUUGUCCUGUUCAGACAGAGUUGUACCCACAGCAGACAGCUCUGAAUUAAAGCAUGAAAACA
Messenger RNA from Mirounga angustirostris (Northern elephant seal), 5424 nucleotides. It is a transcript of the gene SNPH, whose product is annotated as syntaphilin. The record is from RefSeq and is a predicted model, not a curated record. Gene Ontology annotation, cellular component: cytoplasmic microtubule; mitochondrion. NCBI's taxonomy places the organism in Eukaryota, Metazoa, Chordata, Mammalia, Carnivora, Phocidae. The coding region runs from base 686 to 2308 and encodes 540 amino acids. The transcript has 6 exons. Gene Ontology annotation, biological process: neuron differentiation.